Molecule: messenger RNA, 375 nt
Organism: Diaporthe citri
Lineage: Eukaryota; Fungi; Ascomycota; Sordariomycetes; Diaporthales; Diaporthaceae
Exons: 2
Coding region: 1-375 (124 amino acids)
Source: RefSeq, a predicted model, not a curated record
AUGAAUCCAGCCUUUAAUCAUCUUCGCCAUCGAGGUUGGCAAAAUUCACAGUUUCAUCACGCGUCAGGGUCGCCGUUCCAAGUGUCCCAUCAAACAACCUACCACAACUUCUCCCCUCCACCGCCAUUGCCUCUACCGCCCCCGAUACCUCCUGCGGCGUCAUUGCCAAUCACCUACUACGAUACAAACGGCUCCUACUACCACGCAUCACAGUACAACGCGGUACAAAGUCCUUGGAAUGUGAACAUGAGCCACUACGCUCCUGACCCCCAGCAACUACAGUCUGGGUACUAUGACACCCAGUUUUCAGUACCGCCAACACCAAACAACGGCUAUCAUCUCCAGGACAAGUCAGACACACUUCCCCUUUCAUAA